AAGGAGAGGGAGAGAGAGAGAGAAAAGGGGGGCUCGUUCUGGAUCCACAUUUGGAGUGAUCGCCUCUUUUGCCGAAAGCUACUCCUGGCAUGAUCCAUUAGAAAAAAAAAAUCUCUCCCUCACCUAAUCGAUGAUAGCGAGCAAAGAAUUGGAGCCUUCCUCUUUCUCCCUUGGGAUUUUUCCUUUCUUAAAUCCCAGCGAUCGUUCAAUCCUCCUUGAUCCAUUCAACUCAAUCCUGAAGAAUUCAAUGCUAGCGCUCGCGAUGCUCAGACAUUUAUCCCCAAUGCUCGUCGCAAUCUCCAUCCUCGUUUUCCUCCCAAUCGCUCUGGGCGGAGCUUCUUCCCGGAUUGGCUUCGCGGAGGAGAAAGAGGUCCCGGUGUGGCCCAAGCCCCACUCACUCCUCGCCAGUGGCUCGGGGUCGCUGGCAUUGGCCGAGAAUUUCACGCUGCGCUCGUCGCCGGACUCGAUCGCGACGCUGAGCAGCGCAUUCGCUCGAUACCGCGAGAUUAUCUUCCUCCACCACUCGAUCUUCCUCGCCUCUCGCCAGAUCCCCGAGAGCAUACCACAGCUCCAGGCGCUCAGCGUUCGAAUCUCAUCCCCGGACGAAACACUCCAAAUCGGCGUGGAUGAGUCGUAUCGCCUCCAAAUCCCGGAUCCCGACGAUGCUACUGCCGCAUUGCUCACGGCAGAGACUGUGUAUGGAGCCCUACACGGAUUGGAGACGUUUAGCCAGAUCUGCGCGUUCAAUUUCACGACGAAGAUGACGGAAGUGCGAUACAUCCCAGUGGACAUCGUCGAUCGGCCGAGAUUUGAGUAUCGAGGUCUCUUGAUUGACACUUCGAGGCACUAUGAGCCCCUCAAGAUUGUCCGGAGCGUCAUUGAUUCCAUGGCCUACGCCAAGCUGAAUGUUUUGCACUGGCAUAUUGUCGACACCCAAUCGUUUCCUUUGGAGAUUCCUUCCUUUCCUAAGCUUUGGAAUGGAGCGUAUACCGGAGCCGAGCGCUACACUCUAGAAGAUGCCAAGGGUAUUGUCGAAUACGCGAGGCUAAGAGGAAUCAAUGUGAUGCCAGAGCUUGAUGUUCCCGGUCAUGCUGCAUCCUGGGGCGUAGGCUAUCCGGAACUGUGGCCCUCCGGGAACUGUACGCAACCUUUGGAUGUAAGCAGUGAGUUCACUUUUGAGGUCAUCGAAGGGAUCAUUUCGGAUUUUGCAAAGACCUUUCCUUUCAAAUUCAUGCACCUUGGUGGUGACGAAGUCGAUACAACCUGCUGGAAGAAGACGCGACAUAUAGCCAGAUGGCUUGCACAUAACAAUUUCACCGCCAAGCAAGGCUACGAAUACUUUGUUCUACGCGCGCAAAAGAUUGCCCUGAAGUACGGGCUUACUCCCGUGAAUUGGGAAGAGACUUUUAAUAACUUUGGUAGCAAACUCAAUAACGAGACGAUCAUUCACAACUGGAUAGGACCUGGUCUGGCGCCACUCGUUGUAGGAGCAGGUUUCAAGUGCAUCGUGAGUGAUCAAGACGUGUGGUAUCUGGAUCAUCUCGACGUACCAUGGCAAAGCUUUUACAAGAACGAGCCACUCACAAACAUAACGGGAGAGCAUGAGCAGAGUUUGAUAAUUGGAGGAGAAGUUUGCAUGUGGGGCGAAACUGUGGAUCCAAGCGACAUACAUCAAACAAUCUGGCCUCGAGCGGCAGCUGCAGCCGAACGCUUGUGGUCUCCGAGGAGCUUCACGGACCAGGGAACUUCGCAAGUCCAUUCGAGGCUCAAAACUUUCAGGUGUUUGCUACAACAGCGAGGGAUCCCUGCAGCUCCAGUAGAUGAGCUUGGGCGGGUGUCUCCGCCGUAUCCAGGUUCUUGUUACGACCAGUAAAGUAUCGCAGAAUUUUUAUGUAGCGUGUUAAUUUACUUGCUUCUCAACAAUCUCAGUGUGUACAUUGCAGCUUUCAAUGGUUAUUAUAAGAAGUAUGCGCAA
Selaginella moellendorffii is the source of this 1975-nucleotide messenger RNA. Its product is annotated as beta-hexosaminidase 3. Gene Ontology annotation, biological process: glycosaminoglycan metabolic process; carbohydrate metabolic process. The record is from RefSeq and is a predicted model, not a curated record. The coding region runs from base 131 to 1873 and encodes 580 amino acids. Gene Ontology annotation, cellular component: membrane. Lineage: Eukaryota; Viridiplantae; Streptophyta; Lycopodiopsida; Selaginellales; Selaginellaceae. Gene Ontology annotation, molecular function: beta-N-acetylhexosaminidase activity. The transcript is spliced from 14 exons.